Aspergillus lentulus is the source of this 987-nucleotide messenger RNA. RefSeq lists its product as uncharacterized. The record is from RefSeq and is a predicted model, not a curated record. Gene Ontology annotation, molecular function: hydrolase activity. Lineage: Eukaryota; Fungi; Ascomycota; Eurotiomycetes; Eurotiales; Aspergillaceae.
AUGGCGAGCGUACCCCUUCAGACAGGGACUUUCCCGAAAAAGCCCGUGCCACCCGGCGCAUGGGAUACCCAUCACCACAUAUUCGAACCCCACCGCUUCCCCUACGCUGAAGGUCGACACUUCACUCCCGCUCCCGCUACGCUGGAAGACCUACAGGCGUUUGAAAGGGCCAUCGGAGUCGAUCAUAUAUGCAUCGCACAUGGCCUCUCCUACGGCCCAGACUGCAGCUCCCUUCUCUACUACUUAGGCCUUUUCGGUGGCGAAGCAAGGGGAAUCUGUGUUUUGGACUUAGAGAGCGUGACAGAUGAGCUUCUAGACGAAUACCACGCUGCGGGCGUCCGCUCAGUGAGACUGGAUUUCAAUCGACAUAAAGCGAUGGACAAUGUCGACGUCCAAGCCCAACUAAUCGAUGCCACAUCCAAGAGACUGGCCGAAUGGGGCAGCCACCGAUGGAGUAUUCAGAUCCAGCAGCCACAUUUAGAGUUCUGGUCACAUCUACGCGACGUAGUGAAUAGGAGCUCGGUGCCGAUCGUGGUAGACCAUUUUGCCUUGGUCGCUGGAAGCAGCUACAGGGCCAAUGAUCAUAGUACAAAUAUCCAGAACGAGUCAUACCUAAGCGAAGCAGAAUGCGUCGGACUAGAAACGCUCUGUGAAACACUCAAAGAUGGAAACUUGUGGAUGAAGCUCUCUGCUCCUUACCGAUGCUCAAAUCUUGCGCCGGAGUAUAAUGACUUGCGAUGGAUUACAAGGCGUUUUGUCCAGUGUAACCCGCGACGCAUGGUUUGGGGGAGUGAUUGGCCUCACACACAGCGGCAUAAGGACCGCGCUGGUAGGAGCACUACCAGCGUGGAGCCGUUUCUUAAAAUUGAUACCAGGACUUGGAUUGAGUCUCUGAGUCGAUGGAUGUCGGAUGAUGAGUGGCACCUGAUGUGGGUGGACAACCCAGCAUUGUUGUAUGAUUAUCAAUGUUUACAGAAGAAAGCAUAG